CCCGCCAACCUUCUAGUACCAUCUUUGACGAUGUUCGGUAUAGUGAACGCGAGGAUGAAAAAUCCAAAGAACUUGUCGUGGUGCCUAUUGUUUUUGUGCACGCUUUUUGAAUGUUCUCUAGCGCAGAUAGUCGGAACACACACGCAGUUCGCACCCAAUGCUGACCGAACGAGUCGACUUUCACCUCAACAACAAGGGCAGAUACUUAGUGAUAUUCAACAACACCAACAUAGAUUUGAUUUAUCACAGAACAGACAAAACUUUCAACCACAACACUUUCAAAGCAGCCAAAAUCUUCAAGCAGCACAAAGGUUCCAAGGUUCCUUUGUAAAUCAGCAACAACUCGUGUCACAAAGCCCACUAUCUCAGAAUACUCAAGAGAAUUUUGCUCGAAAUGAGUUUUUAAACACUUUACCCCUUCUAAAGUCGAUACCUUCUAAUGUAGUCCCAACACCACAACAAACCUUCCAACAAAUAUCACCACCAACCGCUCAAACAGCGUCUAGUCAAGUUGUUUUUCCAAGUCAGCAACCAACAGAUACCUCUAAAAUUAUCCAGCAUCACACGCAAACAAAUUUUCUACCAGCUCGGCAGGUACUUUCAUUUGGACCGCAAUUUGUUCAACCAAGACCAACACCGGAUCCAUUGGAAGUUAUUGAUCAGCAAAUUAAACAACUUGAUCCAGAAAAAAACAAACAGCGAAUUAAAGAAUUAAAGGAGAAACAAAUAAUAAUAGAAAAACAUAACCAAUUCGUUGAAAGGCAGUAUGAAAAAGCACUUAAAAAAGCACAGGAAGAACAUCAAGACUUUAUUGAUAAACAAAGAAAUCAAAAGAAACAAUUGUAUCAACGACUAUAUAAAACAUCUCCAUCAGAACCACGUUCAUCUCUGACAGCACCAAGAUUGGUUUAUCCAGAAGAAGUUAACUUAUUUGAACAGGCAGUUAAACAAUAUUACAUUCAAUAUCCCACUACAACUACUACCACAACUACUACUCCUAAACCAACUACCACGAAGAAAAUAGAAAAACCAUCCCUAGGAUUAAGUUUUCUUCCAACUGCUUUACCUCAAUCUAAAGUAAAAACUAUUCAAUCUUUGGAUGAUUUAGAUCAACUCCAAAAGGAAUAUAAAUCCCAGAGGAUACGUAAAGAUGAUCUACUAGAGCAACUUAGGUUAGCUAUAGGUAGAAAUUCUGAGGACGAAAAUGGAAAAGUUUUAUCUUCCAGAGAGAUAUCCUUAGCUAAUGGUAAAAAAAUCCAACUAAUAGCUGCCGAUGAUCAAACCAACGUCCCAAGAGGAAAAGAAGAAGAAAUAACUUUACCAGACGGUAAAAAAGUUACAGUCAUUAGACCUGAUGAUCUUGUUAAUAAAAGUGAUGAAGAAGUAACUUUGCCCAGUGGCCAUCAAGUUAAAAUUAUUAGGACCACUGAUCCAAAUGCUAUACCAAAUCUAUCAAAAGGCUUUGGCGAUAUUUCUCAAGAGAUUACAUUACCAGAUGGACAAAAAGCACAACUAAUAAAAGCUAGAAAUCCUUCAGGUUCCCCUACACCAAUAGAAGAAAUAGUGCUUCCUAACGGUCAAAAGGUUGAGCUGAUUAAGACAUCAGAUCCUAGUUUAGUACCAGAUGGUGUAAAGGUAGAACCUGGGAGUGAUUUAGAGAAAUUAGUUUUUUCGAGAACAACUACCUCAACCGAAAGACCUCCAAAAGAAAUAUUAGAUGAACUUACUAAAAGCGUACCUUCUUCAAAUUUUGAAUUAUUAAAAACAGGUGCUAGUGGAGGUUUAGAAAGUAUAGGUAAAAAUUUACCCAACCAAAAAAAGGUAACAUUUGUUCUUUUAGAAGAACAAAGUGACGGAACUUUAAAAGUUCAAGGAGUUAAAGGUAAUGAUAAGGACAAAACAGUUGACGUAGAUGCUAUUUUAAGCAAGAUAAAAAGGGGUGAGAUAAAAUUACCAGAUAAUCUAAAACAACCAACAAAAACAACAACUAAAAAACCUGAAGUUAUUUCAACCACUUUAAAAACAAAUUAUUCUCCCACAUUAAAACCAGUUUUUGCUACCAUUACACCAAAUUCUUUUGCCACUGAAGAACCAAAUAUUUUCCAACAUACUCAAAAUUACGAAAACGAGGAAGGUGAUGUGCCCGCUUUACAAACUAACAUAGGAACCAAAAUAAUAGCUUCUUCUACUCCAGCCACAUAUUUCCCUUCUGGCACAACUAGUGAACAAAAAAAGUCUACUCGAACUCCACAUAUUUUGAACAGUGCAAACGACUUACUUAAUCAAGCUUCCACUGUUCAAUCAGCUCCCAACAAGAAUUUAUUAGCACCUAUUCCUACAGAAAUCACAUUUCAACAAAGUGUCUCUCCAGUAAAUCUAUUUCCCAUUCAAGAAACCUUUAGCUCUCCGGAAAAUCAAAAACAUUUGUUGGAACUACCAGAAAUUUUAAAGAAGAAUAAUUUGUUUGCUAUGUCGAAAUUUUUAAGACAGUCAGGUUUGGAUACCAUUUUAAAUGAAACAGGCCCAUAUACAGUGUUCGUACCCACAGACAAAGCAUUCAGGACUUUAUUAAUUCAGCUUGGUGGACCUGAAAAAGCCGAAGAAAAGUUUAAGGAGAAUCCAAGACUACUGAGUGGGCUCUUGUUACAUCAUGUUAUACCAGGGGCGUUUAAAAUCAGCUCGCUGCAAGACGAAAUGACCGGAGUAUCAUUAGCAGGUACACAAUUACGUGUAAAUCAGUACAGUAUGCACGAUAAAGAAUGGAACGAUAUAAAGAUAACAACCAUAAAUGGAGCCAAAAUUCAAGAAGAAAGUCAGGACAUUGAUAUUCCACAAGGAGUUGCACAUGCAAUAGAUAGAGUAAUGUUCCCACUGCCAGUAGGAGAUAUAGUUCAGACACUUCAAUCAGACAGGGAACGAAGGUUCACUAGUUUCUUGAGAGCUAUUUUUGCAUCAGGAUUAGACGAAAUGUUACAAGGAUCAAAAAUAUUUACACUCUUAGCACCCACAGAGAAAGCAUUUGCUGGAUUAUCCGUUGAAGAUCUCAGCAAAUUGGUAACGGAUAAAGUUCUAGCAAGGGAACUAGUACUAAGGCAUCUCAUAGCAGGUACACUGUACACAAACGGUAUGAGGUACUACCAGAUUAAAGAUAGCCUUUUGCAAGACAAACAAAUUACGUUCAGUAAACAAUCAGGUAAAGUGAAAGUGAACAACAACCUUCUAACGACACAAAAUAUACCAGCAACCAAUGGUGUCAUACAUGCGAUAGAUACUCUUCUUUAGACGUCUUUUUUCGUUAUUUAUUUGGUAUUUUCUGUCAGCAAAAAACGAAAAAUCAACCAGUUCGGAAUAGUCGUUCCAUAAUCAAAACACGAAUGAAGAUAUAAAUAAUCAAUAUUAUCAAGACUUUAGUAUUCAAAAAAAUAAACCAACAGCUUUAUGUGAUUACUAUUAUUAACUAGUAGAUACUAAUUGGUUUUUAAACGAUACUCAGUUUUAAAUACACUGCGCGUCAUAGAAAACGGGCACCCUAAAAAAUGGGUCCUUUUUGAUGUCUCGUAUCUCCUAAACACGUUGUCCGAUUUAAGUAGUUUUUUUAAUAUGUUAUAGCCUUAUUCUUUAACAAUAUCGCUACAAUAAUAUUGUUUCUAAACAGGUAAAUUUUCAUUGUAUACCGGGUGUACGAAUCAAACUGUGUUUUUUCUCAAAGUUCGCAACACCCUGUGUUCUAUCAUUUAUAAAAUAUUGAAAUUAAAACCCAACUAUAGCUUCAGGUUUUCUUAACAUUCUAUUUUUUUUUAUUCAUUCUCUUAUGUUGGAUAAUACAAAAAUUAGGUACUUUAACAACUAGCCAUGCAUGUUCUUCAUCAGUACAGGGUGAUUCUAAAUAAAUGCGACAAACUUUAACGGGUUGCUACCAAAUUUCAUUUUCAUAUCUCAACCGGUUUUAGAGCAAUAAAUAAAUCGUCAGUUUGUAAGAAAAUAAUUCAACAUCCAGUAUCUCGGAAACGAAGCAUUUUCCGACAUGUGUUUAUAAAGCAAACGGCCAUUAUUUUUUUUAUGCAGAUUUGCCCCUUAAAGUUUGUCGCACUUAUUUAGAAACACCCUGUACUGAUGAAGAACAUGGCUAGUUGGUAAUACCACAGUAUAAAGAGGGACAGUAGAACCACUACUCUCCGAAAAAUUGGAAGUAAAAUCUUUAGUCGCGCAUGGCGACCGCGCAAUGUUCCCAGUCGCUUUUGCCCCACUCUCGCAUUGUUAGUCGCACAGAAACGUGUACGGGUUUUAACAGGGAAAACCCACAUCCACCACUACGAUACAAACAUAACCUAUGCUAUAACCUUUGUUUUGCAAUUUUUAAGCUUCUCCCAAUUUCGUGACGUCAGCCGUCAGACUUCGGCUGUCUGAAAUGAAAACGUCUUUUAACGUCAUUAAUUUUACGUAUUUAAAAUCACCUACAAAAGACGUCGGUAUGACGUAAUGUUCAACCACGUGUAUAUGGUCAGUUCAACAAAAACUAACGUUUCGUCGACGUUAUUGACGUCUCUUGGUUGCUGGGACUCUCCGAAAAAUUGGAAGUAAAAUCUUUAGUCGCGCAUGGCGACCGCGCAAUGUUCCCAGUCGCUUUUGCCCCACUCUCGCAUUGUUAGUCGCACAGAAACGUGUACAGGUUUUAACAGGGAAAACCCACAUCCACCACUGGUGAAUUACCAAUUGCGUACUGCCGGUAUUACUUCUUGAGAUUAAAUGCCGACAUGGAAGAGGUUUUACUGUCCCUCUUUAUACUGUAUGGUAGUACCUAACUUUUGUAUUAUCCAACAUAAGCGAAUGAAUAAAAAACAGACUGUUAAGAAAACCUGAGACUAUAGUUGGGUUUUAAUUUCAGUACAUAUUUUAUAAAUGCUAGAAUAUUCCACAGGGUGUUACGAACUUUGAGAAAAAAACACAGGUUAAUUCGUACACCCGGUAUACAAUGAAAAUUUACCUUUUUGGCAACAAUGUUAUUACAGCGAUAUUGUUAAAGAAUAAGGCAGAUUUAUGAGAUAUGAGACAUCAAAAACUACUCAUUUUUUGGGGUGCCCGUUUUCUCUGACGCGCCGUGUAUAUCACGCAUAAGAUAUAUUGAAAGUAUGAUUAGAGCACUGUUAAAAUAGACAAAAAUGCUACCCUUGUUUUAGACAAUAAUUUAUGAAAAGAAAUCUUGAACAAUUCUUUUAAAUUAUAUUCUUUUAGGUUUACUCCAAUCAGGUAGUCAUUAAAAAAUGUUCAUAUUUCAAAA
Molecule: messenger RNA, 5278 nt
Organism: Diabrotica virgifera virgifera (western corn rootworm)
Lineage: Eukaryota; Metazoa; Arthropoda; Insecta; Coleoptera; Chrysomelidae
Exons: 6
Coding region: 31-3282 (1083 amino acids)
Biological process (GO): cell adhesion; extracellular matrix organization
Cellular component (GO): extracellular matrix
Molecular function (GO): cell adhesion molecule binding
Source: RefSeq, a predicted model, not a curated record